Molecule: messenger RNA, 821 nt
Organism: Annulohypoxylon maeteangense
Lineage: Eukaryota; Fungi; Ascomycota; Sordariomycetes; Xylariales; Hypoxylaceae
Exons: 3
Coding region: 36-776 (246 amino acids)
Biological process (GO): mycotoxin biosynthetic process
Source: RefSeq, a predicted model, not a curated record
ACACAUUGACGUAUUCAUAGCCUUCGUUCCCGAAAAUGAACUUGCUUGCGUGGAUUUCUCCCAAAGGAAACGGUUACGGCCUCUUGCACGGCGAUGAUGACAGCAAAGGCUCAUCCACGCAUACUUCAACUAGACGCUCGUUCCGGGACUUAUCCCUCAAGACGGCUCUAGUCGGUCUGCUUAUACUUUCCAGCUUUUUUGCAGGCAGGCUUUCGACGAGUGUGCCAAACACUGAAAGAACCAAGACAUUUGGACUCGAGAUGAAAGAUCAGUUAUUCGAGUACAACCGUACUUUUGGAGAGACCCCAUCGGAUGCAACCAAUGCUGCAUGGCGGUCGUUAUUCCCACAACAUGGCGGGUUUUUUGUACAUCCCGAAUUGGCACAGAAACGAUCCGCCUUUUCUGUCUUCCAUCAGUUGCACUGCCUGGACGAACUGCGGCAUGGAUUCUACGUGCUCCACGACCAAGUCUUGUCAUACUCAGAAAUGAUCAGCAGUCAUCAAGUCGGGAAUAGGAGCGACUGGGCAAAGCAGGGGAAGCGCGCACUGCAAGAGCAUUCGCUGGGUCACAUCCGACAUUGCAUCGACUUGUUACGACAAAGUCUGAUGUGUAAUGCUGAUCUGGUAAUAGAGCUGAAGAACGAGGAGUUAGGGGGAGUAACCGGAUUUGGCACGAUGCAUCGCUGCGUCGACUGGCCGGGUCUGUUAGAAUGGAUCCGACCAUACGAGGGGAUAGAUGCUCCACUCACCCCCCAGAAACAUGACCACACAGGUUAAUAUGAGGUCUUGUCCAAACCCGUUCCUCUCAGCAAGUAGCAUAAU